UGCAUAAAUCACAUGGUCGAUAAAUCUGCUUGAAGGAGAGUUUCUGCGAUCUAACGCCAGUGGACAGCAUCGUACAGGCCACACAAUUUCAAGAUGGAUAACAUUUCAGUGUCAUCAAAUCGUAAAAUGUGUUCAGGUGAUAUGCUGACGUCAUACUUGUCAAAAUGGGGAUUCUCGAUCAAUCCGGCCAACGAAUCCCUCGCCUCAACCAGGACAUUUUUGACCGCCGGCAGAAAUGUUCUCUAUCAAACCGCCGGCAGAACGCAUGAUCAAAGGGGAGUGGUGACCUUUCGCGUCCUUAAGACGACAGUCUAUCACAAAUCGCUGGGAAGUUCGCCUCGUUGCCAGCCGCCUACCAUAGCUGUUGACGUCUGUCACGAAACUGCUGUUGAUCCUCCUGCUUUUAUCAGACAAACGAGACAAAGGUAA
Cataglyphis hispanica is the source of this 429-nucleotide messenger RNA. RefSeq lists its product as uncharacterized. The record is from RefSeq and is a predicted model, not a curated record. The transcript has 3 exons. Bases 94 to 429 code for a protein of 111 amino acids. Lineage: Eukaryota; Metazoa; Arthropoda; Insecta; Hymenoptera; Formicidae.